AUGAACAGCACAGGAAUAAUAUAUAUUCUGAAGAUAUACUGGUACAAAUUACGAGAGACAUUUUCAGAGGAAUAUGAAGUCAAAGCUGAAAACGUCGCUAAAAAGAUAAAUGACGAAACUGUGAAUUUCAAGUUUACCACCAAUAGGAAACAGUUUGAGUUUAACCUUGAAUUGGACCUUUCGUUAAAAAAGGCAGAAAGGGCCUUAGGUGUUCGUGGUUGGAGUACAGUCGAGGAAUAUCUCUCCGAUGACUUAGCAUCAGAUUCCGAGGAUGACAAGAAACUACGUCAAGCGGAGGACCGAACGGGCAGGAAACCCAGACCUUACAAGAAAAGGGUUUCCGAUGCUAAGGAAAUAGACUUUUUUCAUGAAGUUUUCCCGGUAGAAUGGUAUGGCAAAAUCGCUGCCGAGAUCAACAGAUAUGCGGCCGAAAAAAUUUCUCAAAAUGGCGCAGAUCCAAAGUGGACCCCAACAAAUGCUGAGGAGAUUAGGGCGUUUUUUGCCUUCAAUAUUACGAUGGCAAUUGUUGUAGCACCAAACCAGGACAUGUACUUUACAUCUGACACAUUUUUUCGUCCCACAUGGAUAUCUGAAAGAAUAACCAGGGACCGUUUUGACAAACUUUGCCAAUAUUUUCAUGUAUGUGACACCAGGACCAAUCCCCAGAGAGGACAGCCCGGAUUUGACAAGUUGGCUCACAUUAGGUCAAUUUUAGAAGAUGUUAGACAGAAGUGCAAAACUGUCUAUUCACCACAUUGUGAAACAUCAAUUGACGAAGCAAUGAUUGCUUACACUGGAAGACUAGGGUUUAAACAGUAUGUUCCACUGAAGCCUACAAAGCGUGGGAUUAAAGUUUGGGUCAGGGCAGAUCCACACAAUGGAUUUGUGAAUGACUUUCAGGUUUACACCGGUAAAUCUGAAAAUGCACCAGAGGUUGGCUUAGGAGAACGUGUCGUUAAAGACCUAACUCGGGAUAUUUGGGGCAGUUUUCAUCGUGUUUACUGUGACAACUACUUCACGUCGGUGCCCUUGUUCCAGGAGUUGUUGCGGAACAAAACAUAUGCCUGUGGGACUUUCCGAUCAAACAGGAAACACUUACCUCCAGCUGUAACAAAAGCCAAGCUGAAACAACAAGGCAACAUGGUUCAAAACCAACAAGGAAACAUGGUAGCAACUGCGUGGCAUGACCUUUUGUCAACAUGUGACAGCCCGGUUGACAUGACCAGUGUCCAGAGAAGGAAAAAGGAUGGGACAGUUCGUGAUGUUCCCUGCCCUAAGGUGGUGAAGAAUUACACUUCCCACAUGAAUGGAGUAGACAGAGCUGACCAGCUUCGCUCAACAUAUUCCAUUUCCAGGAAGGCUUCCAAAUGGUGGAAGUACCUGUUUUGGUUUUUGGUAGACAUUUCAAUUACCAACGGGUAUAUAAUGAUGAAGGAGUCGCCAAACCACCAACUGAAAAGCAAAACAGGGAAGACAAAAGAAAGGACUCAGCUUGAUUUCAGGAAAAACCUUCCCAAACAGCUGAUGGGAGCAUACUGGCUGAAAAGAAAGAGGGAAAGCGUCCAGAACAAGUCUGUCCAAGGACUUCUCCACUGGCCGACGAUCCUAACUAAAAAGAGGACCUGCAAGCAGUGUUCAAAACAGGGGUUAAGGAAGGAGCCAACAUCUGGAUGUGAACAGUGCCAAAUUCACUUGUGUGUAGCUUGUUUCAAACCCUACCACAAGGAAAACUUUCCUGCCCUGUUUCAGUGA
This is a messenger RNA of Pecten maximus, 1752 nucleotides long. RefSeq names its product piggyBac transposable element-derived protein 4-like. The record is from RefSeq and is a predicted model, not a curated record. Bases 1 to 1752 code for a protein of 583 amino acids. The transcript is spliced from 3 exons. Lineage: Eukaryota; Metazoa; Mollusca; Bivalvia; Pectinida; Pectinidae.